UCCUCCUUCCCAUUAGGUUGGCAAACAGUUUUAACAGCAGGUGUUAAGACAGGCCUCCCUAUAUAUAAACACUUCCAGGCUCAUUUGCUCUAGAGCCACUUGUGUUGCGCCUUUGUGUUGCUUGCUGACUCCUUGUAGCCACGGUUAUCAGGAUGGUGUGGAGCCUUCUUCGCCUUCUUGCCUUCCUUUUCUUCCCCUUGCCCACAGCACCCACCCAUCUGCCCAUUGGACCAUGGAUCUUGUCUUUGACAAACCACAAUGCCAAGGAGGUGGCAUCGCUCAGAGGCCCAGCAUCAUCAGCCAACCUGGAGCAGUCGAAUACUGUGUGUGACUCAGAGACAAGAUGCCCCCAAGGCUUCUUCUGUGACCAUCACUUUGGCCUCUGCCUAACCCUCAGGAAAGAAGGUGAAUACUGCCGUCGGAAUAACCACUGUGCCAAGGGACUCAGCUGUAUGUUUGGCAAAUGCCAGGAGACUAUACCAAAUGGGCAGGAAGGUGCCCACUGCCUGGAGGAUAAAGACUGUGCUCCCAGCGCCUGUUGUGCCCGCCUCCACGGAGAGAUGAUUUGCCAAAGGCGACUGCUUUUAAACGAAAGGUGCUACGUCCCCCAAGGAGGACUUGGGUUCAGCAUGAACCAGGUGUGCCCUUGCCAAAAAGGACUAGUAUGCAGAAAGAUGACACCACACCGAGAGGUGCCGUUUGAGUACUCGAUAGACAGAAGUGACUGGAGAUGCCAAAAGAAUUAAGAAGGAAGCACAGAGUGCUUGCAAUUUCUGUAUUUAUUUCAUGUAAAUAGCACUGUAAAUAGACCUGU
Pogona vitticeps (central bearded dragon) is the source of this 814-nucleotide messenger RNA. RefSeq names its product dickkopf-related protein 2. NCBI's taxonomy places the organism in Eukaryota, Metazoa, Chordata, Lepidosauria, Squamata, Agamidae. Gene Ontology annotation, molecular function: co-receptor binding; receptor antagonist activity. Gene Ontology annotation, cellular component: extracellular region. Gene Ontology annotation, biological process: negative regulation of canonical Wnt signaling pathway; multicellular organism development. The record is from RefSeq and is a predicted model, not a curated record.